Lymnaea stagnalis (great pond snail) is the source of this 6442-nucleotide messenger RNA. The record is from the annotation of a GenBank genome assembly. Lineage: Eukaryota; Metazoa; Mollusca; Gastropoda; Lymnaeidae.
AAAGGGAGAAGGGGUGGAAGUAAUCAAGAAUGAGGAAUGUAGUGAUCCUGUUCAUGGUGUCGGGAGAUACACAGAGAAAAGAAUACACCUUUCAAAGUGAGUCAUGUUUAAAAACUAUGCUUAUGUUAUUGGAUUUUUCUAUCUUAUAAAAUCAAAAGUAAUUGCUUAUUUCUAUCCUCUCCACCCAAUUUCUAAUAAUGCUUUUUGACAUUUUGUCCAAAUUAUCCCAAGAGUGGGUUUAGAGAGGAAACAAAUGACAGUACCAAAAAUGAACUCCAGUUCAAGCAACAGUACAGAAGCUACAAAUUCUGAUGCACCAUUACUAGAAUAAUGACUCGCCAUUAUGGGCCAAGUGUGAAAAAUGCCAUGAGCCUCAAGGGGUCCUGUUGAGUUACAUUUCAUUUAUUAGCUUCAAUCCUGAAUGUCUGUUUUCCAUUUUUCCUUUCAGUCGCUUGCCAUCGUGGAUUCAAUCGGUGAUUCCAAAAAUAUUUUAUAUUACAGAAAAAGCCUGGAACUACUUUCCCUACACAAUUACAGGUUUGCUUUAAAAAUACCAUAACGAUAGAAUAUUAUUACUGCUGCCAACUGCAAAUUAAUCCUGUGUAGUUUCAAUAAAAUCAUCAUUUUCUUUGUGGUGGAAAUGAAUUGUGGCAUUGACAUAAAAUUUUAGUUUCUUAAUGGUAAAAAAGAUCUACUUCUUAAUUUUUGCUGGCAUCCGUCCGUCACUAUGUGACGAUGGAGUGGGUUACCGCUGGGUAACCCAAGGGAACAUCAUGGGAUGAUACAGCUUGGCACUAGUGACGUCGCAGGAGUUGUCGGAAUGUUUCAUUGUAUCAAUGUUAUCCGCCUUUCGGGACUCCAUCUCCGGGUUUGAUUUCAGAGUUUCCUUCUCUUAGAUGAGUUGCCGUCCAAGGUUAACGAGUCUCAUCUACCCGGGGUGCUGGUGGUGUUUUUGCUCUAGCUGGAAUUGAACUCCAGACCACCAACUUGAGAUUUGCUCAGUUUAGACCACUCGGCCACCCAGCACCCUUACUACUUAAUAUGUACUAAGAAUAGCAUAGGCUUUUUUUUUUCAUUUUUAUUGUUAUUCAUGAAUAUAUAAUAAAAUACAUAUAAUAAUUUGUUAUGUUUUUACCUCCCAUUUUCUGUGCUGUAUCUUCAACAUCAACACACAAAAAAACAUCAGAAUAUACAGUAAGUACCAUAUCAGUUUAUUUAUUAACAUAACCAAAUAUUUUUGAUAGCAUUGACUCAUGUAUUCGGCUGUCCCCAAAGGACUUUCCUGCUCAAUUCACUCUUAUUUUACACCAUUCUUUUCAGUGCUCAUUUUUACCCCGGUACAGCAUUUAUAUAGAGACAAGAUAUGAAGACAAUGCAGGUACAUCUGAAAAUGUAAGUUCUAAUUUGAACAUUAUUUAUAGACAUUAUUUAACCAUAAUUUAUAUUACUUUAGCUUUGUAAAUUUAAAUAAAAGUAUUACUUUGCUUUGAUUUUUCAUUUACCCAUACUCUAUCAAAGGUGUCUUUUCAGGGGGUUAUAAGAGCAACUUCCGUUAAAGUAUAAUUUAAGAGAUCUAAAUUACGGUAGUUUGAGAUAGUGUAUUUUAACCAGUGUGUCAUGAUACACUGUACUAUUAAAUACAAUUAUGUUUCAAAAGUUUCAUAAUAGGUGUGCCUCAAGACUCUAGUAGUGUCAUGGCAUAAGAAUCUUUGUAAAAUUUGAUUCUCAUUUUUACCAACAAAGUAUGCUGUUAUUUGAAAUAUAAUAUGUUAUUAUCUGUGUAAUUUAGUCAAAUAAUUUGUAUAACUUGUUAGAUGUGUAACAGCUGGUACUUUAUUUGAGCCUAAUAUGUCAAAAUUCUUAGUGGUUGUCAGAUUUCUUUUUUAAAGUUUGAAAACUGCUGUUUGAAUGGAAAAUACAUAAUCUGAUUAUCUAUUUAUGUUUUGAAUGUUUUAUAUUUUCCUUUAUUCAUGAAAAUAAUCAAAACUAUUUUUAUCUCAUUUAUUUAGUGCUUAAAUCUUUCAAAUGAAGAACUGCAAAAGAGGGAAAUUGAUUUUGUAGACAUUGCUAUUGAUCCUUUACCUCCUAAGCACUACAAAGAAAAUGAGGUAAGUGAGAAGACUUAUACUCACACUUAUUUACCUACCAAGGAUUAGGUACAAAGUGCUACAGUUUUCCCAUAUGCAAUUAUUUAUACUGUUUCUAUACUUGUGAAACUUGUUUUAGAUCAUCACAAGUUUUUCUUGCCUUGUUUUUAAAGGCCUGGUGUGACUUCUGGAGGAUGUGUCUUUCAAAGUGCAUUCUGCAGACACUCGUGAUUUCUUGAUUGUCAAGAGUUUCCUCUCUUUGUUAAUUUAAAAAUCAUACCAUUUCCCCAGUCACAUGUAACAGCAGGGGUUGAAUGGUUCAUAAAAAAAUAAAAAUAAUAUCAUUAUCUUUGUUUUCUGAUCGAUUAGGAUUUGACAAAAUUCAAGUCUCUAAAAACCAACAGAGGUCCCUUGAUUAAAAAUUGGCAGGUAUGUUAACAUUACUGAGAUCCUGUGUGUCUUUGUUAAUUUCCAGUUUGAAUUUUUCUUCUUCUUUUUUUUCCUUCUAAUUUUGAUGGUGGAAGUGGAAACAAUGAAAUAGACAUAUUUUUUUUAAAUCUUCAAAGCCAUGUAGUUAAAAUAAAACAUGAUAACAGUAAUUAGUAUUUUCCUGUUACUCUUAGGCUGAGUCCUCCCCCGUUAUGUGCUCAUACAAGUGUGUCAAGGUAAAAUUUGAAGUGUUUGGGAUGCAAGGCAGGGUUGAGGCAUUCACCCAGAAGGUGAAUCCUUGAGUUUUUUUUGUUGUUUUUUUUUUUACUAUGCUAAACUUUCUUAAUUUUAAAAUCAUAGCAACAGAAAAUACUAAAAUCACAAGAUAUGACAAAACUAAUUCUUAACAUCCUAUUUACUACAAAUAAUUAAAGCGCAGAAAGCAGUUAAAUAAUGCCUUAGACAAAAAUAUUAAGCAAAAGGAUUUUUCUCAAAAAGUGGCAGAAUCCACUUUUGAAGUGACAAAUUUUGUUAUAUAUUUUCUGUUCCCUGUAUUAAAAAAAAAGCUAAAAAAAAUAUCAUUUUUAAACUAUUCCCGCAGACUGUGCGAGACAUCUUACUGUUGGGACAUCGACAGGCAUUCGCUUGGAUUGACGAGUGGAUAAGUAAGUAAUUUAAGUGGGUUAAUUUAAGGGAAACCAGUCCAAAACUAAAGUUUAAUUCUAGUACAAUUCACAAUCUAGGUUUGGUAAAAUCUAAUUUAUUGUCUUCUUUUUUUUUUAAAUUGGUGCUUAUUUUAAUAUAAUCUCACAUCAUCCUUGAUAUUAAGUUAUCAUAUAAAAUGCAGAAUGAUUACCCUUUUUCUAAAUUUGUAAAAAAAUUAUUUUUCUUCAAUAAGCAUUCAGUAUUUAUGUUUUUUGAUUUGAAUCUAAACUAUUUUUUUUUUUUCUUGUGUGGAUAAAGUACAUUAGUUAGGUCAAAUAAUUUCUAUUGACACCAAAGAUAGAGUAGAAAGGUCAAUUUAAUGACUGCACAUCUUCAACUUGUCUGUUACUAUGAAAACGUUACCCUUGUCUUUCCCCAGAUAUGAGCAUGGAUGAUCUCAGAAAGUACGAGUCCUCAACAAACGAAGCCACUAAUAAAAAAGUUUUGGAAUCAUAGCAACAUAGAAUCGUGUGAUAUUUCAUGUAUUGCAUUCACUGUGGGUGUUUCACUUUAGUUUGUUCCUUGUAUUUUUUCUUUUUUUUUCUCUAUAUUUGGUGCUUUGAUGAUGAUGUUUGGAUUUUGUUUAUUAUUGUUCUUGUUUUUUGAUUGAUGGUUUGAUAAUAUUUAAAAAACAUUUGAAGACUUUGUUAAUAUUUAAGUUCUUUUGGGAUUUUUCAAAUUGCUGAUUUGGUGUACUACUUUUCUUAUUUAUCUUGUAAUGAUCGUAUCAACGGAAUUUUCUAGAUAUCUUGUAAGAACACCUGUUGUGAUAAUUACUUCAUCUUUUUGGCUUUCAUUUUGAGAUGGUAAAAAAAAAAAGUUACAAUUUCUCAAAUGGUUCGUUUUCAUUUAAUGUGAAGGCACCUACGUCAAAACUGAUAGAUAUCAAGCUACUCUUCCUAACCAAGUUUUGAAGGUAAAAAAAAAAAAAAUGUCACCAACUGGUAAGGCGUGCUCAGUGUUUAAUCUUUUGUUAAAAUAUUUGUUAUGCACUUUUGACUGAUUAACAAUGAAAAAUAUGUUGACACUGGCAGUCCUCAUUUAACUUUUAGUUCAUCAUUCCCACAAUCUCUUUUUCUUUCAGACCCACCUCAUAGCCAACAGUAUUUUACAUUUUGGGUUGUGUGGGGGACUGUGAUUUUUCACAUUUCUGUUUUUAUACUUGUAACAGUGACUUGUCACAUAUAUGAGGUCAUGUUAGUAGAUGUGACCUGUCAUUUAGGUCAAGCUAUUGACUGACCUGUCACAUGUUAGUUCAUGUUGGCAACUAUGACCUGGCUUUUUGAACAAAGUUACACAAAUUAUCCUAUUAUAUUUCUAUUAAACCUGUGAAUUUUGCCAAUUUUUUCUAGCAAUGCUUGUAUAUAUAUAUAUUCACUGUUCAUUCCAUAGCAAAUUUCUUUAUCUAUGUUGUAGCACUAACAUUGUGUGUGAUUAUGGCAAGCAGCCACGAUCUCAAAGUAUUUAAAUUUGAACUUUGACUUUCAGGAUUGGAAUAACAUACUGGCAGAUGUGAUGCUGGGGUCAUGUUGGAUUGGAAUAAAUUGUCCUGAUGCUGACAUUUUAGAUUUAGGUUGCACCAUGGCAAGUCUAAAAAUUGUGUCAGUACUAGAUGGGCUGGCGAUGUUAGUUGGCUUAAGUUGGGGAGGGUCUUCCCAGCAUGUAAUAUUCAAGGUCAAAAUUAAGGUUUUAUUUCUUGAAAUAAAAUGUGACCGAACUGUCUAAUAUAUUUUAUAGCCUUAUAAAAGACAUAUCAUAUGCUGUAAUAUUAAGAUGCCCAGUUGCAUGCUAUACAUAGUUAAAUGAGCAAUGAAGAGGUAUCCUAAACUCUAAGAGAGAAUAUUCUAUAAGUUUGUUAAAUAAUUAUAAUGUGGCUGUGUUGUACAAAAACAUAGUGUAUGGAUCUUUUCUUUGGCCAGGCAGAGAGCAGAAAAUGGCAGCAAAAUACAUCAAUCAAUGUAAGAAGUGUUAGAUUUAAUGUAAUUUUUAUUUAUGAAAUGUAUAUUAUUUUCUUUUUUUAAAAUCAGUUUUGAGAUAACCAAAUAUUUUAUGAUAUACAUUUGAGCUUUUGUUGAUACCGUAUUUUAAAGUAGGUACAGGUAUCUAUAUUAAGAAAUGCAUUUGGUUAAUAUAUUUUUAUGAGCUCUCUGAUCUAAAUAACAGAGAUAUAUGAAGAAUUACUCUGAGAUAUUUUAAAAAAUAAUUAUUUAUUGUUUAAAGCAGCGAGUGAAAGAGGUUAGCCAAUUAAAAUUCAACCUCAUUCACUGAGCACUCUUGUUGAAAGGGUACUCAUAUUAUCUAGGGUAUUUAGUUUUUUUAUUCAUUAUUGCAAGACUAUGGGAAUUUCUAGCAAUGGUAUAUGAUGGUACAUUUUUAGUUUGUGUCUAUCUGGCUGCAAGUAACAUUUCAUGAUCAUUGAUUGAAGGAUAAAUAUUUCGGCCAGUGUCUCUUAACAUCCACUACCUUCCACUAAGGUACGUACAGUUUUUCUUGUGCUUUGUACGGCUUGUCCUAUACCAAUCUAACACUUUUCUUAUAACAAUCUAUACAUUUUCUUAUCUUAUUUUAAUAUUUGUAGUACAAUUUUUCUUCUUUAAUUGUUCUUUUACUUAUACAAAAGAAAUGGCUUAACAUUCUACGAGUACAGAAAAGAGAGUUCCUAUCUGUAACUGACUUCAUGUAUUUAUUGCCCCUCUGUCUCUUCUAGACAAUGUCAUGCUGACAUAUGUCAUGAAUUUAAUUGUUUGAUCUAUGACUUUUUGUUCUAUUCUCUACCAGCAAUCAUUCCACUAUUGGAUGAAUCAGUAUUUUGAAUAAAAUGGAGUGUUGUUAUAAUAAUGUUAUUGUCCUCAGAGAAAGUCAUCAGUAUUUUUCAGGUCUCCCCCAUGACCUCAGUGACCACAUACAUUAGUCAUUUGGCUAUAUAAUAUAUAUAUAUAUAUUAAAUACAUAAAUAUUGUAAUCAGCUGCAUAAUACAAAUAGUCUUGUCAGAUUUCAGCUCAGCUUGCACCUUGAGUCAUGUCAGACUUCAGCUAAGCUUGCACCUUGAGUCGUGUCAGGCUACAUUAUUUUGUUGGACAUUUGAAAUUCCUUCGAAAUCCUUCCAUGUUUUCAAAGUCAGAGUGUAUAGAUUUUCCCUCCAAAACAUUAACACUAUAUUUAUAGUUUACAUUAAUGUUGUAGGUUUGCAUAGAAAUAUUCAGCAGUGAAUUUACAGGUG